AAUAGAUAGAUAUAUAGAUAAAUAGAUAAAAAAGAUUUAGGGUGAAAUGAUAUAAAAAAUAUUUAAGUCAAUCUUCAAAAGUUUUUUUAAAACUAUGCUAGAAGUGAUAGAGGAUAGGCCAAAUUUUGAAAUCCCAUAAUCAGUUUAUAUAUUUGUGAUAGCAUUUUACUUUUUUUAAUUGAGCGGAUACAUAUUUUGUAAUGAUUAAGAAAGAGUACUAAAUGAGCAGCUAUUUAAGAUAUUCGCACAUAUAAAUGAAAUAUCUACAGGGACUUAUUUGCUUUCAAUCAAAGGAAUAGAUACUCUCACAUUAGUUUUUUUUGGGAUUAUGUAGGUAAUUACUUACAUGUACUACUUUUAUUUAUUUGGCUUGACAGCUCUAAAGAAAUUCUACAAGCCUUAUGUUUUGUAAAAUAGAGGCAAUAUUAAAAAGAUUAACUAAAUGCUAAAUGUAUUUUUUACUUUUUAUUACUGGAUCUUUUAAAUUCCAUUUGCUGAGAUAAAUAUAUCCUUACUAUCAUGCAACUAAAAUAGUUUUCUAGUGGAAUUUAGAUUGUAAAAUUGUGAAAAAAAAUCUUUAGCACUCAUAAUAUUUGCAUCUAUUGGAUUAGCGCUAUCAAUUUUCACUGGUAUUAUGAUAAUGUUUUUUUUUAGGAACUAUGAAUUUUUUGAGACGAAUCUUUUAAAGAGAAAAUUUAAUAAAUGGUAAAUCCCACAGCUUUUUUCUAUGUUCGUAUUCCUAUAUAUUUACUAUAUUUCGCUAGCAAAGGGCAGCAUAAAUUAUAUUGCUUCAUAAAUAGUAGGAGUAAUCUUAUAUGCCGACCUUAUAAUCAACUAUCCUUUUAGAAACUCUAUGAUUUCCAAGCUCUACAUAAUUGGAUGCAACUACUUUUAUGUCUCUGUCACAGUUAUUUGUGUUUGGAAUUACGAUUAUACUAUUUAUGAUACAGAUCUCUUUUAUUUUAUGGCUUUCUUGAUGAUGUUACUAUCUUACUUUAUUUACAAUAUUCAAAAUUAUUAGCUUGAGAAUAUUCUUCACCUUACUCAUGAAAACUUUGAAAAACUUUACAUGCACUUAGAUUUUUACUUGGAAGAACUUGUAAGAUUUGGAAUUGAUCAAUAUAAAAAUGAAUUCAAUAGGUUUAAGUUAUUUUAGUUGCUUGGGUAUCAUAAGUAGAAGUGCGUAUUUUUGGACUGCUACUGCAAGCAAACGAAUUUUAAAGAUCAAAAAGACAAUCUCAAUUAUCAAGACUUACUCAUUCUUGUGGAUGAUUUAUUUUUACGUUUCUUAAAUAAUAAAAAGAUAUCUAGAAAUGAUUAUGAAAGGGAACAUCUAUAUUUAAAAUAUAUUUCUUUCAUUACAAAUUUUAGAAACAAUCCUAUCAGAGCAUAUCAUAUUUUGAAAAGUUAUUUAGCUAAAUAUAAGAGAUCUUCAUUUUAUUUCACAACUAUUAGCAAGGUAUUAUCAGCAAAAAUAGAAAAAUAGAUUGAAGAAAAAUAGGAUCUUUUUUAUAAAAUAUCUAAGAUUCAUGAAGCUUAAGCUAAUAGUCAAAUCAAAGAAACUGUUAAAGUUAAGGAAGUUGAAAAAACAUUAAAUUUGAAAUAAAAUUUAUUACCUCUUUUUAUAAGUUUUGUGAAUAGUAAAAUUGAUUAUUGGUAAAAAGUUAAAAAUGGUUUCGAAAAUAUAGAUCAGUUCUCAAAAUAGACAUUGCUUUUUUCAAAAAGUAGCUUUAUAAUUAAAUAAAAAUUUAAUGAACUAUUUUCAAAUGACAAUAAAACUAUUUCUUUAGAUUAGAACGCUAUUGUAAUCAAGUUAAUUUCAAUUUAUAAAUGUGUUGUAAUGAACUAGCUUAGUUAAUCCUAUAAAUAUGAAUCUUAGUAUCUAAAUUUAAAGAAAAGCGAUUUCUCAAAGCCCUAUUUCAUUAUAAAUUAAUAUAAUUUAGCAAACUAAAAUGUUUAGCAUUUUUUAAUCAGCAUCUCUAAAGAAAGAGGCAAGAUAUUGGGUAAAAAAACAUAAGAGUAGGCUAACCUUUUUGGGUACUAUCUUAAAGAUUUCGAAUAAAUUUAACAUAUAGAGCAGCUCAUCCCCCCUUUUAUCUCAGUGUGUCAUAAUUAGCUUAUUGAAAACAUGAUAUAGAGAGGUGCUAGUCUCUAUCUUGAAAGGAGCAAAUAAACUUUUGCCAAAGAUUAUUAAGGAUUCAUAUUUCCAAUUAACAUAUAUUUAAACCACUUUCAUUAGUUUGAUGAUGAUUUCUGUAUGUUUGGUGUAGUUUUAAAACUAAAGUCUAACAAGUAAUACAUAAUAUUUGACUCAUAAGGAAAGAUAUAAGGGUUUUCAAAAAAAAUAUUUCAUUAAAUAUUUAAACAAAGAAAUAAUAAAACAACCAAUCAAAGCAAAUAGGAAUAAAACUCUGAAAUAAUUACUCUAUCAUAGGCAAUGCUAAAUUUGAAUUUAUUUAUAUUGAUGCCUAAGUUAGCUAAAAAAGUUGAAAAUUUAUUUUAAUCUAGUCAAAAUUUAGAUUAAGACACUAACAAUUCAGCAGAAUACGUUGAAAACAUAGUCUUUCCUCGAAAAGCUUAAGAACUUUCUUAAAACCUUGAAAAAUUCUUAGUUACUACCAGCGAUGGUACCAAGAAAAAAUCUCACAAAACGGUAGAUAGCAAUGUCUAGUCUGCACACUUUGAAUUUAAAAGUUUUGAAUUGUUUUAUCAAAAUAACAUAAAAUAAUAUGAAGAAGAGCAAAUUUAUAGCUCAACGAUUAUAAAAUAUAAAUUAGAAAAAUAGGAGCUAAAUUUCUCACAAAACAAAUAAAUUGUUUCAAAUAAAUACUUCGUAAUCGAGAUAAAUAAUAUGAAGGAUUCGGAAUCUAAGACUCUGGAUGAUUAAAAUUAAUAUCAAAACUAUAUAACUACAUUUAAUUAGAUUGAAGCUAGUGAAGAAUCAUCAUAUACUAAUUCUGAAUCAUUUAAUAAAACAAAAUCCCCAUAAAUCACAAAUAAUCUGUAAGCUCAAAAUUUAGAAAGUGUAAUAACAAAUCUAAAGAUUAACAACAUUCCAAUUGCUCAUAAUUCUGAUAUUCUAGAUAAUCAUCCAACUUAAAAUAAUCUUGUGUAAAUCUAUUAAAGCCAAAACUAAAAAAAGCAUAGCAUUAUAAUAAGCUAAGAAUAACUUAAUUAAUAGUUAAAUAAUGAUACUUAUCUUGAUGUUUAAUCUUAAAACUAAAUAAAAAGCGAAAGUUAAAUAAAAAUAGAACAGCAUUUAGAUAAAUAUACAGAUAAUAAAUAACUCAUAAUUGAAAAAAAUGAUUAAAAAAUAGAAUAUGAUGAAACUUAAGGAUCUUAUAAAAGAAAUGAUAUGUGUUCUCACAAUUUAAUUCCACUUAAUUCUCCUACGCUUUGUUAUGAAAAAGCCUUACUAUCGUCACCAUAACAGAAUGGCAUCUAUAGUCCACUCAACGUGAAAGGAGACAUUGAAACUUUUGCAUCAUCAUAAAACUAAAUAGAUAUCAAUUGCGAAAAAUAGAGAAAAUCAUUUAAAUUGAAUAGUAAGAGAGUUUCAUUUUUCAAAAAGAACUAAGAUGAUAAUUAUAGCAAAAGUAAUGAUAACUAAAAGUCUCUUCAGAAUUUAAAUAAUCAAAAAGUGCAAUCCUCAAAUUAAAUGUAAGAAAAUGGAUAAAAAAGCAAUAAAAAACACAAUAGAUAAUAAGAAUUCGUUUUAAGAAGUCUUAUAAGCAACAAAAAUGCUUUUGAUAAAAACGAGUUAGAUGCUCAAAGAUCAUAAUCCUACUAUUCAGCAUCUUCUUCUUUUAGAAGUAUCAGUAACAUUCUUAUACAAAAUAUAUUAAGCAAGACAAACACUAUCUUUAGCAUAUCUAUGUCGAUAUUCUCUGCUAUAUACAUUAUUUUUUUUGCUUUAAUGUCACUCAUCAUAGGAAUUAUAAUACUUUUAAAUUUACAAUCAUUUACAGAUGAUGUAAAGAAUGUGUAAUAAUAGUCUGGCUUUUUCCCGUUAAUUGCGAAUCAAACUCUAAAUUCGUUCAAUAGGUUUUAAAUAGAUAAUUUUAUUAUUUAAGAUCCUUAAUUAUCUCUUUAUUCUUCAUUAGUUGCGAGUUGUGAAUAAGCAAAACAGCUAUUUUUAUAAGAAUUCAAUGAUAGAUUUUAAACUACUACAAAUACAUAUUUGAACAAUCAGGAUACUUAUUACAAAGCAGUAACAUAUCUAAAUAAUUAAUAAAAUUUUUAGACAAUUGAUUUCAUAGACCUGCAAUUCAAAGUCUUAUAAAGCUCUUAAGUUAUAUGCGGUUCUGUUAGUAAGCAAAAACAUUAUCUUUAGAGUGAUUUUUACUUUUUGUUAUAAAAUAUGAUGUUUAUUUACCAGUCUGGAGAAAGCGUAAGGUCUUACUAAUUUUUUAAGGUGACUGAAAAAAAAUAAAAUCUAUAUAAUAUAUACAUAUAUUUGGGUACAUCUUGUUUAAUUAUUACAUUAAUACAAAUUAUUGCAUCUUUACUAGGUUUGAAAUAUUUUAACUAAUUUAAAAGCCUGAUUUUGUUUCUAAUAGGUAGAAUAAAUAUACAAGAAGUUGAUAUAGAAAUUGAAAAGUUAAAAAAAAUAUAAGAUGUUCUUUAAGAUAUUAAUUAAAAAUGGAUGAAUUUUGACUUUGUGGAAAAUAUGCUAUUUACUCAAAACAGAAACGUAGAAGAAAUUUCCAUCUAAUAAUAAUCAUAAAAUGAUUAAAAAAUCUCAAAAAAUAAAUAAAUCCAUAUUCAAAAUGCUCUAAAUUUGAGACAGUCAUAAAGAAAAAUAAUAUCUUUAGUCAAAAAUACAAGUUUUAACUAUCUAAAAGGUAUGAUAAUAAUCGGGUUUAUAUGUUUAAGUGGGUGUGUUAUGAUAAUCGGAAUAAUACUUAUGUCAAACUAAAUUACUAACGAUUUCACAUCAUAUUUAAAUCUGUAUAAGAAUGCUUUUGAGACAGCUGAUUAGUUUAGCUUUGUGUUGUUAAUGAGUGACUAUUUAUCAAUAUCUCCUUUACUAAAUUAAAAGGAUCCGUAUUUCCCUUAGGCAACUUAGUAAAUUUAUGGAAAUCCUGAAAUGUAUUAGCAGUUUUCAUAAUAUUUAGCUAAUAAUAAGCUAUUUUUCUAGAACAUUUUAAAUGAUAUUGAUUAGUAAAAGUAAAUAUCAGAAGCAUAUAAGUCAUAAAUUAUUAACUUGCUCUAAAAAGACGUAUGCAAUAGUAUCGGGUAUAAUUAUGAUAGAAUGUGCAUAUAAAAUACUUCUCCAACCAUUAGAUAGAUAUUAAGAUAAGGAACUAUUGCUUUAUUUACAGAUAUUUUCUAGUUAUUCAGUUCAUAUGAUAUUUUGUUUAGAUUCAAAUAAGGAGAUCUGUUUGAUGCUACCCAGUAAAAUCAAGUUAGUUCUUAUGCUAAUUCAUCUUAUCACCUUGAGUAUAUAACUUAUGGAUUUAAUAUAGCAGCCAACUGCCUUUAAUUACUAUAAAAAUAUAUGAAUAAAGGGUUUUAAGAUUAUAUAACAUCUUUUAUCUAAAUUGGUUACAUAUACUUAGUUUGUCUAUGCUUACCAUUUAUUGUUUUUUGGAUUAUUUUAUCCAGAAAAAUUAAAAGUAAAGUGGAGCAAUCUAUAGUUGAUAUUAGCUUUUCAUUAACUCUGAUUCCAUAUGAGAAACUCUAAGAAGAAAACACUAUUAUUUUCCUAAAGAAAAUUCAAAAAUAUUGA
Tetrahymena thermophila SB210 is the source of this 5731-nucleotide messenger RNA. Its product is annotated as transmembrane protein, putative. NCBI's taxonomy places the organism in Eukaryota, Ciliophora, Oligohymenophorea, Hymenostomatida, Tetrahymenidae. The transcript is spliced from 11 exons. The record is from RefSeq and is a predicted model, not a curated record.